UCCAUUUUCACAGGAUCUCUGCAAGCGCACCCUCCCCACCAAUCGCGUGUCGCCAUUCCUUAUCAACCCCACGAUUUACAACGUGAAUUGCAUAUCGAUUGUGUUGGGCCUGAGUGCGGCUCUUUUUCGCCUGCUCCUCCCAAACACACUCGAUGCACGAGUUGCUCCUCUACGGCCAGGUGUCAGCCGCACGCCAUGAUCAAGUUUUGAAGAUUCUGGCGGGGGUUGCUGCCAUGCAGCCCCGCCGCAUACUCCAGCGGCGCAUCCUCUACAGGCCUGAGCGUGAGCCCGAAGAGCCUGGUUCUCACUUGCGGCGUGGUGGCACACAGGCAGUUGCUGUCAAGCAGAAGCAACAAGCAACUACGCCAACACAGCUCUACUAUACCCAAUUAGUGCAGAAGCUCUCAGACGAGGAUUUUGGCAAAGGUGACAGUGAAGCAAGUGACACUUUGUCUGCCGACGUGGACUUUGAGGGCGGCGAAGAACCAAAAUGGUCGACUCUGUUCGAGGACAUACCAGACACUGGCGAUAGAGGGGUAUCGAUACGCUUCACCAACAGCACUGAUCUCAUUGGAGGCGACCCUCACACCUUCAUGGCUACAUCAGGGCCUAAUUGUUUUGUAACCGAGUACUACAUUGAGGGACACCGCUUCGUCCACCGCAACGUCGUUAUCUUCCUUCAUCGAGUGCUUCACGAGCCCGGCGUCCGGAACUUGCAGACGGAGCCAAAAGUCAAGCCCCCAGCGUUUGAAGCCUUGCAGUUACUGGAUCAGAGCGGCACGUACAUACUUGAGGCAAAAGUGCGCGUACAAGAUUUCAAGGACGCAUCUGUGCUGGAGUCUGGUGUCGGUGAGCUGAAGGCUUUCCAAACAUCAAUGAAGGGCUGCGUUGAACUAUCACUCCCCGAUCGUCUUACCAUGGACACAAGGGUCAAGUACAAGCCUCCACCAGGGGUUGUUACGACGGCUCAGGUACAACAAGCGAAGGCUCAAGCGCAGGGGCUUGCUUAGGACCGGGAAGGUAAUUCCAAGCAUCAUCAGCCGGAUGCAUAGGCUGAGAAGCUGUGCCAAAAAACCGUGUCCAAAGAUACCAUGUUUAGGCAAAAGUAAAACAGAAUUGGAGGAAUGGAACACGCCUAGAUUCUCCGGAUGUUCCUUUCCACUGCAUAUUCACCUCAAUUCACAUAGGAAGCAAGUCCAACACGCAGUGAUUCGACUAUGCAAGGCUGAUCACACCCCUGGAAAGUUAGAAUGAGAGGUUGUAAAUUUUUGUGACAACAAAGUUCUCAGGGACGAACCUUGAAGCUUAAUUUACAAGUUAUGCAACAUCGCCGUCGUCUAGAACCC
This is a messenger RNA of Boeremia exigua, 1346 nucleotides long. Its product is annotated as mediator complex, subunit Med18. Gene Ontology annotation, molecular function: transcription coregulator activity. Gene Ontology annotation, cellular component: mediator complex; core mediator complex. The record is from RefSeq and is a predicted model, not a curated record. Gene Ontology annotation, biological process: regulation of transcription by RNA polymerase II; termination of RNA polymerase II transcription. The transcript has 2 exons. Bases 153 to 1010 code for a protein of 285 amino acids. NCBI's taxonomy places the organism in Eukaryota, Fungi, Ascomycota, Dothideomycetes, Pleosporales, Didymellaceae.